GUUUAUGAGUCCAUUUAUAAUUUUGCAUUUUAGUUAAAGUCGUAGAAAAUUAUCAAAACAGUCUUUACAUAUUUCAAAAAUGUUUUUCAAACUGUGCCUAAUCUUUUUCGUUUUUUGUGUUUUUUUAAAUAAAGAUAUUUUCAUUUCUGCCGAAAACAGUGUUUGUUCAGAGCCGUUAAAAGCUGGUAAUUGCAGAGCUGCGUUGUAUCGUUACGGUUACGACAAAACCAAAAAUCAAUGUAUUCUAUUUAUUUUCGGCGGUUGUGAAGCUAAUGGAAACAAUUUUCAUACGUUAAAAGACUGCUUGGAAGCUUGUAAGCCAAGCUGUCUACAACCGUUAAAAACUGGUAGAUGCAGAGCUGGUAUCCCUCGAUUUGGAUUUAGUUCCGAGGAAAAUAAAUGUGUGCAAUUUAUUUAUGGAGGUUGCGAUGCAAAUGAAAAUAAUUUCCCAACUCUAGAAGAAUGUCAGACUCAAUGCGAAGUUAAAGAAGAUCAACCAAAAUUAAUUUACGACCAUAAUUAGAAUAGAGCCAGAAAAAUAUAACUCUGGAAAAAUUUUUUUCUUGCAGAAAAAAUUUUGUAAUAUUAAUAAAAAAAUGCCAAAAUAAAAAA
Leptopilina heterotoma is the source of this 612-nucleotide messenger RNA. Its product is annotated as U-actitoxin-Avd3f-like. Lineage: Eukaryota; Metazoa; Arthropoda; Insecta; Hymenoptera; Figitidae. Gene Ontology annotation, molecular function: serine-type endopeptidase inhibitor activity. The record is from RefSeq and is a predicted model, not a curated record. Bases 80 to 523 code for a protein of 147 amino acids. The transcript is spliced from 4 exons.